This is a messenger RNA of Clarias gariepinus (North African catfish), 4200 nucleotides long. RefSeq names its product monocarboxylate transporter 10-like. Bases 183 to 1757 code for a protein of 524 amino acids. The record is from RefSeq and is a predicted model, not a curated record. The transcript is spliced from 7 exons. Gene Ontology annotation, molecular function: monocarboxylic acid transmembrane transporter activity. Gene Ontology annotation, biological process: transmembrane transport. NCBI's taxonomy places the organism in Eukaryota, Metazoa, Chordata, Actinopteri, Siluriformes, Clariidae.
UACAGUGUGCCAGGCAGUAUUGCAGCGGUAAAUCCGGCGGUGGUUUUAUCAAAUCAUCAGCAUGUCUGCAAUAACCUGUCCAUAGAUCAGAGUGGUUUUAAUCUAUUGUUUGUUUGUUUAACAUCUCAGGGUGUGAGUGGAACCUCCUUAGUUUUGUGCACGAUUAACAGGAAACCUUCAGUAUGAAAGAAGACAAACCCACGAGUGAGGAGCAUGAGGCUGAAGCUCGUCAGGACACCGAGCCCACGGCACCGCCGGACGAGCCUGAGAUAAACCCUGAGGAGAAGCGCUUAGACGAAGCAGAGGAACCUGAGGUAAACCAUGAGGAGAAGCGCUUAAACGGUGCGAAGGAUCCUGAGGUAAACCCUGAGGAGAAGUUCCUAACCGAGGCGGAGAAGAUGAAGGAGGAGGAGGAGGAGGAGAACGGCGGAGAUGAUGGGAGCCAGCGGGCCUCUGUGGAGAGACAGCCCGAGUUUGAACACCCCGAGGGCGGCUGGGGCUGGGUGGUCAUGCUCGCCUCCAUGUGGUGCAACGGGUCGGUGUUCGGAAUCCAAAACGCCUUCGGGAUCUUAUUCGUGUCCCUGCUGAAGGAGUUCGGCUCUGAGAACGAUAGUGACCUGCGCUUCAGGACAGCGUGGGUGGGCUCUCUGUCCAUGGGGAUGAUCUUCUUCUGCUCUCCGAUCGUCAGCGUGUUUACAGACGUGUUCGGCUGCAGGGUCACGGCGGUGAGCGGCGCCGCGGUCGGCCUCGUCGGCCUCUUCGGCAGUUCAUUCGUCUCGUCUCUGGGCGCUAUGUACUUCACGUACGGCGUGGUGUUUGCGUGCGGCUGUUCGUUCGCGUACCAGCCGAGUCUCGUCAUCCUGGGACAUUACUUCAAGAAGCGUUUGGGUUUGGUGAACGGCAUCGUGACGGCGGGGAGCAGCGUCUUCACCGUGUCUCUGCCCCCGCUGCUGAAGGUCCUGCUGGACCGCGCCGGCCUCCACAACACCCUGCGCGUCCUCUGCAUCCUCAUGUUAGUGCUCGUGCUGGCCGGAUUCACCUACAAGCCCCGCCUCCCUCAGAGGGUGGAGUCCAAGAAGGUCUCGUUAAAGAGGAUCUGUAACGUCCAGAUCUGGAGGAGUCUGAGUUACAGGAUCUGGGCCUUCGGGAUCCCAGCUGCGCUCUACGGAUACUUCGUCCCCUACGUCCACCUGAUGAAGCAUGUAGAAGAGCGUUUUGGUGUUGAUGCUAAUAAGGAGGUGUUACUGAUGUGUCUCGGCAUCACGUCCGGUGUGGGACGACUCAUCUUUGGCCGCGUGGCUGACUACGUCCCCGGAGUGCACAAAGUCUUCCUGCAGGUGGCGUCGUUCCUGGUGAUCGGCGUUAUGUCGAUGCUGAUCCCGCUGUGUAACGUGUUCGGCGGUCUGAUCGCCGUGUGUCUGCUGAUGGGGCUGUUUGACGGCUGCUUCAUCUGCAUCAUGGCUCCCAUCGCCUUCGAGCUCGUCGGCUCCGACAACGUCUCUCAGGCCAUCGGCUUCCUGCUGGGCAUGAUGUCCGUGCCCAUGACCGUGGGUCCUCCCAUCGCAGGUUUCCUCCGUGACAGCCUGGGCGAUUAUAACGUGGCGUUCUACCUGGCGGGGAUCCCUCCUCUGAUCGGUGGAGCCGUGCUGUGUCUGAUCCCCUGGGUGGAACAGAGGAGGAGGAGGAAGGAGAGGACACGCACGGAGGACACACACAUGGACACGGAGAGGAACGACAAGACCGAGUCUGUCAUCUGAGUCACACGCGUACACACACACACACACAUUCAGGCACAAAUGGUCGUGAAGUACACUAUUGUGUAUCUUCGAGAGAACCACAGGUCCCCACUUGUAUAGGAAUGUCUGAGUGUUUAACCUGUCUGUGUGUGACUGAAGCUUUUAUCGAAAAAAAUUAUUGAAAAGUUUUUUUGCUUUUGAGGAUUAGGCGUUACAGUAAUUAUUAGACGAUUAGAAGGUCCUCACGUGACUGGUCCUGACAAUCCUGCUUGUGUGUGUGUGUGUGUGUGUGUGUUCUGUCUAUACGGGAAACAGAAAGUAAUUUGAAAAAAAAAAAGUGGAACCUUUGCUAUAAACUAUAUACAUACAUCUAUAUUACAAAUAUAAAUAUUAUAACUAUAUAUAUAAAACUCUAUACAAUUCAUUAUAUAAUAAUAUAAUUAUUAACUAAACAUGAACGCUUUUAGCGCAUUAUUAAAGAAGUAGGUUUUAUAGAUUUCUUAGACCGAAUAAAAUAAAUCUAUUUCCUUUUUUUUACCUUUAUGCAAAAGUUAUACUCAGAACCUUAUACGUCUUAUAAUGAAUUAUGUCGAAUAUUUAUGUAAGUUAUUUAAAAUAUUGGAACCAAAGAAAAUGUUAAAAACUAGAGUGACUUCACAUUACUCUGAUUAAAGGCAGCGAAGAGGCGUGAAUUUCGGCGGAUUAGUCGUAACUUAGCUUUAUGUUGCUUGAAGUCUGAAAACAAUUGUUUACUUACAUGAUUUUAUAAAUUUCUAUGCAAUGCGGCUCCAGAUAUUAUUUUGUUAUGCAAAGUGCUGCUGAUAAAAUUCAGGGACGCAAUUAAGUGUUGACGCUAAAAAUCUGCUGGAAAAUUAGCACACACACACACAACCCGACUGGUUAACCACUUUGUUUAAAACACUUGUCAUCACCAGUAAAGUGAUGUAUCUCACCUGCACAGAUCUCUCACCCGUGCCUUAUUGCGUCACACACGUGACGAUGAAUCACUUUGUUUAUCUGUAAGAGGUGUGUGAUUGAUUUAUAAUUAUAAUCUACCUCAAUUUUACAUCACAACAGACAGUUUAUUUCAGUUCAUGUCAAAUUUACUUUAAAAAAAAUCAUUUAAAUCAUAAAUAUUCAAUGUAUGUCAUAGUGUUAUUACUUUAUUUUAUUAUUAUGUUAUUAUCAUAUUAUCAGUAUUGGUGCCUUAGCCUGGGCGUGUGAGCCUUUAAUCAGCGCGGAUUAUUUUUUAUAAAUCUUUAAAGUGUUCUUUUUUUUAUAAAUAUAAUACGAUAAAUAAAUAAAAUGCAUAUCAUUUAAAAUAUUUCCUAGGAAUAUUAUAUACACUUGGCCUAGAUUAUAUAAGGGUGGGGGAGAGGGGGGCACGGCUCUGUCUGCUGUGUUUCAGUAAGUUAGUUCUGGACUUAUCGCGGCUCUCCGUGUCCUCACGACGCCUUCCUGCUGAACAGGCCAGAAAUUAAAGUUUCCAUCAUUUUAAAUCUAAAUUCUAAUCUAAUCUUUUUUUUUUUUUUUUUAAGAUUAGUAGCACAUGCCGAGUUCAGUAUUUAUAGAUUUGUUGUUCUUAUUAUACACAGUAUGUGUGUGUUCAUCUAUACCGCUACUAAUCCGAGUUGUUUGUGGAAUAAAGCCGCGUAAAGAAAAUUAUCACUAUCGCUAUGAGAAAGUUAUUCAUAGCUGAACCAAAUGGUUUUUGUUUUUAUCAAGAAAGCAAGUCAAGCUAAAAAACCAAAAAUCCUCAUGGUCUCCGUCCUAAGUGAGUUCCUGAGGCGUUAGUGUUCGGUUUGCAAAAUCGUGUCUCUGAUAGAAGUUCUCAUCAUGUAUUGUUUAAAUCUCACUAGAAAAGACCAAAGAAAACGCUCUGCUAGCUGGAACUCCGGAGUCAGAAACCCGGCCCUGGCUCUGAUCAUAUCGUCGUGGCUGAUCGCACCGAGUCAUCCUUAAACCAAGCUGAGUGAAACGCCCCGUCUCUGCUGUUCAGAGAGAUUAGAGUGGUGUUUGCUUUAGAUCAGACAGUCUACACCGCCACUAGGUGCAGUAAUAACUCAGAAAUGGAGCAGUUACGCAACGUCUGUAAGGGCGAGGGAACGCUCAACAGAACAUCGGCUUAUUUUUAGCUUUUUGCUCAGUGACAGAGUUUUUUUAAUUUUUUUAAAAUGACGCUUAGUACGAUUAGUGUUUCACAUGAGUUUAAAACGUACUGUACGGACUGAAGGUUUGCCACACGGUGUCAGUUUGUAUCAGAGCUUUAUCACGAUGCUUUUCUUUCUUCAUCAGCAUCACUUUCUUCCUGGAUCACAUUGUCUACUUUAACUGAAAUUUCUUAAUUUUUUGUUAAUCCUUUCUCUUUUAAUCCUUGAGAAUGUGGACUGAUUUAUCCCUACUGCAUGCAUGCUUUUUUAUUGUCUAAAACAAUAAUUAAAAAUAAAAUUUUUAUGAACAGAAA